AUGGAGAAAGCUUUUGCCGUAAUGAACUGUACUCCAGAAGAGAAGCUCAGGUUUGGCAUUUAUAUGAUUGAAGGACCUGCAAACGAUUGGUAUAAUGGGGAAAUUAGGAUCAAACAAGGAAAAGAGUUUGAAUCAUGGGCAGAACUGAGGAAGGCGCUCUUUGGGAAAUACUUUACUAGGGACAAGCAGAGGCAACUAGAGCGACAGUUUAUCCGUUUGACACAGGGGAAUAGAUCAGUAGAUGAAUACGAAGUGGAGUUUGAUCGACUAUCCAAGUAUGCUUUGAAGCUAGUGGAAGAUGAUCAGAGUCGGGCGAAUCGAUUCGAGAAGGGGUUACAUACUCACAUUCGUAGGGGACUAGCACCUCUGCAUUUGAGAACUUAUGCUGAAGUGGUGGGAUGCGCUAAGUCCCUAGAUUCUGUUUGGAAGAAUACUCAAGAACAGAAGAAAAGCUUCCAGGAGAAGAGAGGCAGGAAUUUUGACAACCAAAGUACCCGACCUACUAGAGCUGGAGACAGGAACCACUCCAACAAUAGAGUUCAAGCUGAGUCACAAAUAGUCAAAGGACCACCGGAACAUCGACCUCGCAUGUUGCCCCCUAUCCCUCCUCCCUGGACUAACCAACCAAGUUGUGCCACUUGUGGUGGAGCUCACAGGACUAUAGAUUGCAGAUGGGCUUCUGGAGCUUGUUAUAGGUGUGGCAGUCAGGGCCACUGCAUUGCCCAGUGUCCGCAAAUGCUUUCUAAGCCUCAACAGACUUUUAGUGGGCAGAGUUCCAGGAAGGUGGGCAAACCUAAGACUCAGGGACAAGUCUAUCCUCUGACUCAAGAGGAUGCUCAUGCUCAUGCCUCUAAUGCUAUGGUGUUAGGUACCUUACCAGUAUAUUCUGCUUAUGCAUGUGAUUUGUUCGAUUCUGGAGAUAUGCACUCCUUUAUUUCUUCUGCAUUUAUAUGA
Molecule: messenger RNA, 954 nt
Organism: Dioscorea cayenensis subsp. rotundata (Guinea yam)
Lineage: Eukaryota; Viridiplantae; Streptophyta; Magnoliopsida; Dioscoreales; Dioscoreaceae
Exons: 2
Coding region: 1-954 (317 amino acids)
Molecular function (GO): zinc ion binding; nucleic acid binding
Source: RefSeq, a predicted model, not a curated record